AUGGAGCCAGAAAAGGUAGGCUUUGGGGAAAUGGAGAGAAUGAAAAAGGGACGAUGGUGCAGAGUUUCUUGUAAGAAUAAAAACAGGAUGCUUGUAUUUAGGAUUGAAGAAAAAGAAGCAGAGCCUUUUGCUUUCUCCAAUUUUAUUGCUUUCUCUAUUCUUCAAUCCGGGAUAGACCCAGAUUGUUUUUUCCUUUUUUUUUUUUUUUUUUUUUUUUGCAACAGAACAAAGUUCAACAGGAUAUGUGUAUUCUGUGGAAGCAACUCUGGCUACAGAAAAGUCUUUAGUGAUGCUGCUAUUGAAUUGGGCGAUGAACUGGUGAAAAGGAAGAUUGAAUUGGUGUAUGGUGGAGGUAGUGUUGGGCUGAUGGGUCUGAUAUCUCAGAAAGUGUACGAUGGAGGCUGCCAUGUCCUUGGGAUCAUUCCAAGAGCACUCAUGCCUCUUGAGAUAUCUGGUCAAACUAUUGGAGAAGUAAGAACAGUUUCAGACAUGCAUGAGCGCAAAGCUGCUAUGGCCAGAGAAGCCGAAGCCUUUAUUGCUCUUCCUGGAGGAUAUGGAACCAUGGAAGAACUAUUGGAGAUGAUCACAUGGGCACAACUUGGAAUUCACAAAAAACCGGUUGGCUUGCUAAAUGUUGAUGGCUACUAUAAUUGUUUGCUCGCGUUAUUUGACAAUGGUGUUCAAGAAGGUUUCAUCAAGCCUGGUGCUCGUCACAUAUUUGUCGCUGCUCCUACAGCCAAAGAACUUUUGGAAAAGAUGGAGCUAUACUCACCAUCCCAUCAGCAAGUUGCUCCUCAUGAAAGCUGGAAUAUGGAGCAGCUAGGUCAUUAUCCCACACAACAGAAUUCACAGUGAAACUAUUGAUGGUAGGUCUUUCCCCUUAAAUGAUUCGGAUGUAAUUAAUCAUCAUUGGAGCUGUGUACAAGAAUCUUCUUUAAUGGGGCUACAUAUUGUUCAUGACUAUUUGCUUUCUGUCUUUUUAAUGACUUGAAUCCUAUUGGAGAUCAUCCUUGCUGUUUCUCAACAUUCUUUGGUUUAUGGUCAAACGAGCUACUGUUAUGCGGUCA
Molecule: messenger RNA, 1067 nt
Organism: Jatropha curcas
Lineage: Eukaryota; Viridiplantae; Streptophyta; Magnoliopsida; Malpighiales; Euphorbiaceae
Gene: LOG8
Product: Putative lysine decarboxylase family protein
Biological process (GO): cytokinin biosynthetic process
Cellular component (GO): cytosol; nucleus
Molecular function (GO): hydrolase activity, hydrolyzing N-glycosyl compounds
Source: RefSeq, a predicted model, not a curated record